UGGCUUCUACCCCUUCCUCCCUGGAAGGGCUCAGAAAGAUGGCUCUGGCCCUGGGGGUCUUCAGUCUGCUGGGCUUGGCCUGCUUGGUAUCGGCCAACAUCUUUGAAUACCAGGUGGACUCCCAGCCUCUCCGUCCGUGCGAGCUGCAGAGAGAAAGGGCCUUCCAGACGCGAGCAGCUUACGUUCCCCAGUGUGCAGAGGAUGGCAGCUUCCAGACUACCCAGUGCAGGAACGGCGGUGGCUCCUGCUGGUGUGUGGACGCUGACGGCAGGGAAGUGCCUGGCAGCCGGCGGCCCGGGCGCCCCACGGCCUGUCUGUCCUUCUGCCAGCUGCACAGGCAGCAGAUCUUGCUGAGCAGCUACCUUAACAGCACGGCCACAUCCUACCUCCCUCAGUGUCAGGACUCCGGGGAGUACGCGCCUGUGCAGUGCGACCUGCGGCGGGAGCAGUGCUGGUGUGUGGACGCGGAGGGGAUGGAGGUGUACGGGACCCGCCAGCGGGGGCGGCCGACGCGAUGUCCAAAGAGCUGUGAGAUAAGAAACCGCCGUCUUCUCCAUGGAGUGGGCGACAAGUCACCGCCCCAGUGUUCUCCAGACGGAGCCUUCAUGCCUGUCCAGUGCAAGUUUGUCAACACCACAGAUAUGAUGAUUUUCGACCUGGUCCAUAGCUACAACAGGUUCCCAGACGCAUUCGUGACCUUCAGUUCCUUCCGGAGCAGGUUCCCGGAGGUGUCUGGGUACUGUCACUGCGUGGACAGCCAAGGGCGGGAGCUGGCGGAGACAGGUCUGGAGCUGUUACUCGAUGAAAUUUAUGACACCAUUUUCGCUGGCCUGGACCUCGCUUCCACCUUCACCGAGACCACCCUGUACCGGAUAUUGCAGAGACGGUUCCUAGCAGUUCAACUAAUCAUCUCCGGCAGAUUCCGAUGCCCCACGAAGUGUGAAGUGGAGCGGUUUGCAGCCACCAGCUUUGGUCACCCGCACGUUCCGAGCUGCCGCCGAGAUGGGGGCUACGAGGUGGUGCAGUGUCAGCAGGAAGGGCCGUGCUGGUGCGUGGACGCCCGAGGACGGGAGGCCCACGGGACGCGGUGGCCAGGGCAGCCUCUGUCUUGCGCUGAGGACCAGCGCUGUCCCUCGGAGCGGCGGCGGGCCCUGUCCAGACUGCGCUUUGGGCCCGCGGGCUACUUCAGCCAGCAUGACUUGUUCUCGGUCUCUCAGGGCGUCACCAGACUGGCCACAUCCUGCCCACCCUCCCUCAAGGAGCUCUUUGUGGAUUCUGGGAUUCUCCAGCCCCUGCUACCAGGGCAGGGAAAACAGUCUGGCGCCCCAGAAGGUCUCCUCAAGGAGGCUCUCCCGGCGAUUCUCCCCUCCCGAGAGCUGGCCCGUCUCGCCCUCCAGUUUACCACCAACCCAAAGCGACUCCAGCAAAAUCUCUUUGGAGGGAGGUUUUUGGAGAACGUCGGCCAGUUUAACUUGUCUGGAGCCCUGGGCACAAGAGGCACAUUUAAUUUCAGUCACUUUUUCCAGCAACUUGGUCUCCCAGGCUUCCAGAAUGGACGGGCAAUAGCAGACCCAGCCAAGCCCCUCUCCGUGGGAUUGGAUUCCAAUCCUGCCACAGAAGCCCCCGGAACCCUGAAGACAGGUGUUGCUACAAAUAAGUCAGUUGUGGGCAGCUUUGGCUUCGAAGUCAACUUACAGGAGAACCAAAAUGCCCUGAAAUCCCUUUCUUCCCUCCUGGAGCUUCCAGAAUUCCUUCUCUUCUUGCAGCAUGCUGUUUCUGUGCCAGAGGACAUAGCCAGGGAUUUAGGUGACGUGAUGGAGAUGGCUCUCAGCUCCCAGGGCUGUGAGCAGACACCUGGCAGCCUCUUUGUCCCUUCGUGCACUGCAGAAGGGAGCUACGAGGAUGUCCAGUGCUUUGCAGGAGAGUGCUGGUGCGUGGAUUCCCGGGGCCAAGAGCUUGCCGGCUCCAGGGUUAGGGGCAGACGACCGAGGUGCCCCACAGAGUGCGAAAAGCAAAGAGCGCGCAUGCAAAGCCUCUUGGGCAGCCAGCCCGCUGGGUCCAGCCUGUUUGUCCCUUCUUGUACCCGCGAGGGGCACUUCCUGCCUGUCCAGUGCUUUAACUCAGAGUGCCACUGUGUGGACGCCGAGGGGCAGCUCAUUCCUGGGACUCGAAGUGUACCUGGAGAACCCAAGCAAUGCCCCACACUCUGUCAGUUACAGGCUGAGCAGGACUUCCUGGGGACCGUGCGGGCCCUGGUCUCUAACCCCAGUGUGCCGCCCGCCCCCUCCAGCAUCUACAUUCCACAGUGCAGUGCCAAUGGGCGGUGGAGACCCGUGCAAUGUGAUGGGCCCCCAGAGCAGGCCUUCGAGUGGUAUGAACGAUGGGAGGCUCAGAACAAUGGUGGCCAGGAGCUGACCCCUGCAGAGCUGCUAAUGAAGAUUGUGAGCUAUAGAGAAGCAGCUUCCAGAAGCUUCCGUCUCUUUGUGCAAAGUCUGUAUGAGGCCGGCCAGCAAGCCAUCUUCCCGGGGCUGGCAAGAUACUCUUCUCUCCAAGAUGUCCCACUGGCGGUGCUGGAAGGGAACCUGACCCAGCCUGGGGGGAACGUCCUUCUGGAGCCAUACCUCUUCUGGCAGCUCCUGAACGGCCAGCUCAGACGAUACCCAGGCCCCUACUCCGACUUCAGUGCUCCACUCUCCCACUUUGACCUUCGGAGCUGCUGGUGUGUGAAUGAGGCUGGUCAAAAACUGGAAGGAACCCAGACCGAGCCCAGCAAGGUCCCAGCAUGUCCUGGCUCUUGUGAGGAAGUGAAGCUCCGUGUCCUACAGUUCAUUAAGGAAACAGAAGAGAUUGUCCUGGAUUCCAGCAGUUCUCAGUUUCCUCUGGGAGAGAGUUUCCUCGCUGCCAAAGGGAUCAGGCUGACCAAUGAGGAGCUCGCCCUUCCUCUGCUGCCCCCAUCCCGGGAGACAUUCUUGGAGAAGUUUCUGAGUGGGAGCGACUAUGCCAUUCGAUUGGCAGCUCAGUCUACCUUGGACUUCUACCGUGACUCCCCACGAGCAUCCACCCUUCUGCCGUCUGGCCCCUAUGUGCCCCAGUGUGACACGUUCGGAAGUUGGGAGCCGGUGCAGUGCCAUGCCCAGACUGGGCACUGCUGGUGUGUGGACGGGAAGGGAGAGUAUGUGCCUGGCUCGCUGACUGCCCGUUCCCCCCAGGCCCCUCAAUGCCCUACCACCUGUGAGAAAUCUCGAGCCAGUGGGCUGCUUUCCAGUUGGAAACAGGCUGGCUCCCAAGUAAAACCAUCUCCGGAAGACCUGUUCAUCCCAGCCUGCUCAGAGACAGGAGAGUUUGCCAGGCUGCAGGCAUCGCAGGGCGGCGUCUGGUGUGUGGACCCGGUCUCGGGACAGAGCAUGCCGCCUGGCACGAACAGCAGUGCCCAGUGCCCGAGCCUCUGUGAAGUGCUCCAGAGUGGAGUCCCCUCCAGGAGAGCUGGCCCAGGCUACACCCCGGCCUGCAGGGCAGAGGAUGGAGGCUUCUCCCCCGUGCAAUGCAACCCAGGCCAGGGCAGCUGCUGGUGUGUCCUGGGCAGCGGAGAGGAGGUCCCCGGGACCCGCGUGGCCGGGAGCCAGCCAGCGUGUGAGAGCCCGCGGUGCCCGCUGCCCUUCAGCGCGACGGCUGUGGCUGGCGGGGCUGUCCUGUGCGAGCCAGCCCCGGGCCCCGGCGGGGCCAGCGAGCAGCGGUGCCGGCUACUGUGUCGCCAGGGCCACCGGAGUGUCUUCCCGCCAGAGCCGCUGGUGUGCAGCCCGGAGACCAGACGCUGGGAGUCACCGCCGCCUCAGCCCUGGGCCUGCCAGCGGCCCCAGCUGUGGCAGACCGUCCAGGUGCAAGGGCAGCUCCAGCUCCAGCUCCCGCCGGGCAAGGUGUGCAGCGCCGACUACGCGGGCUUGCUGCCGACUUUUGAGAUCUUCAUCCUGGACGAGCUCACAGCCCGCGGCUUCUGUCAGAUGCAGGUGAAGACAUCCGGGACCCCCGUGUCUGUCCCCGUCUGCGGCGACUCCGCGGUGCAGGUGGAGUGUCUGAGCCGGGAGCGUUUAGGAGCCAACAUCACAUGGACAUUGCGGCUUGAGGACGUCCCGGCCGCCUCUCUCCCGGAUCUGCGUGACGUUGAGGAGGCCUUAGUGGGCGAGGAUCUCAUUGGGCGCUUUGCAGAUCUGGUCCAAAGUGGAACAUUCCAGCUUCAGGUGGACUCCAAGACAUUCCAAGCAGACACCUCCAUCCGCUUCCUCCAAGGGGACCACUUCGGCACCUCUCCCAGGACACGAUUUGGGUGCUUGGAAGGAUUCCGCCAAGUCUCGGCCACCAGCAACGCCAGUCAGGACCCACUGGGGUGCGUGAAGUGUCCUGAAGGAAGCUAUUUCCAGAAUGAGCAGUGCAUCCCCUGUCCUGCUGGAUUCUACCAAGAACAGACAGGUAGCCUGGCCUGUGUGCCCUGUCCUGCGGGCAGAACGACCGUUUCCGUCGGAGCUUUCAGCCAGACUCACUGUGUCACUGAGUGUCAGAGGAAUGAAGCAGGCCUGCAGUGUGACCAGGACGGCCAGUACCGAGCCAGCCAGAGGGACAGGGACAGCGGGAAGGCCUUCUGCGUGGAUGGCGAGGGGCAGAGGCUGCCGUGGUCCGAAACCGAGGCCCCGUUGGCGGAUGCCCAGUGUCUGAUCAUGCGGAAAUUUGAGAAAGUUCCAGAAUCUAAGGUGAUCUUCAACGCCAGUGUUGCUGUUGGGGUCAGGUCCGAAGUUCCUGCUGCUGAAUCCUCACUGACGCAGUGCUUGGCAGACUGUGCAUUGGACGAGGCCUGCAGCUUCCUCACAGUGACCACAGCGGGAUCAGAAGUCUCAUGUGAUUUCUACGCUGGGACAAGUGACAACAUCGCCUGCACAGCUUCUGACCAGGAUCAAGAGGCGUUGGGGAACUCGGAGGCCAGCCGCUUCGGAAGUCUCCUGUGCCAGGUGAAAGUGCGGAGCGGGGAAGGAGACUCUCCGGCUGUGUAUUUGAAAAAGGGCCAAGAAUUCACCACAACAGGUCAGAAAAGCUUUGAACAAACUGGUUUCCAAAACACGCUCUCCGGAAUGUACAGCCCCGUCGUGUUCUCAGCCUCAGGAGCCAGCUUGACUGAAGUCCACCUCUUCUGUCUUCUUGCCUGUGACCAUGAUUCCUGUUGCGAUGGCUUCAUCCUCACGCAGGUCCAAGGAGGUCCCAUCGUCUGUGGGUUGCUGAGCUCUCCCAAUGUCCUGCUUUGCCACGUCAGAGACUGGAGGGAACCUCCUCAAGCCCAGGCUGAUGCCACAUGCCCUGGGGUGACUUACGAUCAGGACCGCGGCCAGGUGAUGCUGCGUCUGGGAGGCCAGGAGUUCAAGGGUCUGACAGCCCUGGAAGGCGCACAGGACACCGUUACCAGUUUCCAGCAGGUUUAUCUCUGGAAAGAUUCUGACAUGGGGUCUCGGGCUGAGUCUAUGGGAUGCAGAAGAGACAUGGAACCAAGGCCACCGUCUCCAACAGAGACAGAUCUGACCGCAGAGCUUUUCUCCCCUGUGGACCUUGACCAGGUCAUCGUCAGCGGAAACCGAUCCCUGCCCAGCAAGCAGCACCGGCUUUUCCGACAUCUGUUUUCACGUCAACAGGCACAUCUGUGGUGCCUUUCUCGCUGUAUCCAGAAGCCCUCUUUCUGUCAGCUGGCAGAGGUAAUGGACAGUGCACCCUUGUACUUCACCUGCACCCUCUACCCAGAGGCCCAGGUGUGUGAUGAUGUCCUGGAGUCCAGUCCCCAGGGCUGCAGGCUGAUCCUGCCCCACAGGCCCAGUGUCCUCUUCCGGAAGAAAGUUGUACUGCAAGAGAAAGUGAAGAAUUUUUACACUCGCCUGCCAUUCCAAAGGCUGACGGGGAUCUCCAUUAGAAACAAAGUGCCCAUGUCCAGCAAAUCCAUCUCCGAUGGCUUCUUCGAGUGUGAACGCCUGUGUGACGAGGACCCGUGCUGCACCGGCUUUGGCUUUCUGAACGUCUCCCAGUCAAAAGGGGGAGAGGUGACAUGCCUAACUCUAAACAGCUUGGGACUUCAGACGUGCAGCGAGGAAAACGGAGGAACCUGGCGCAUUUUGGACUGUGGCUCUCCGGACACUGAAGUCCGCACCUAUCCGUUUGGAUGGUACCAGAAGCCUGUGGCUCAAAAUGAUGCUCCCAGUUUUUGCCCUCCAGUGGCCCUGCCUCCCCUCACAGAGAAAGUUGCUCUGGACUCCUGGCAGUCCCUGGCCCUCUCUUCAGCAGUUGUGGAUCCGUUCAUCAGGAGCUUUGAUGUUGCGCACAUCAGCACGGCUGCCAUGGGUGACUUCUCUGCUGCACGGGACCGCUGUUUGUUGGAGUGUUCCCGUCACCAGGCCUGCCUCGUCACCACUCUGCAGACCCGACCUGGUGCUGUCAGGUGUCUGUUCUAUGCUGAUACCCAGAGCUGCACACACAGCCUGCAGGCCCAGAACUGCCAGCUUUUGCUCCGUGAAGCAGCCUCGCACAUCUACAGGAAACCAAACAUCCCUCUGCUUGGCUUUGGGACAUCUGUACCUUCUGUGACCAUCGCUGCCCAUGGCCAGCUGCUGGGUAGGUCCCAGGCCAUCCAGGUGGGCACUUCGUGGAAGCAGGUGGACCAGUUCCUGGGAGUUCCGUAUGCCACCCCUCCCCUGGCAGAGAGCCGCUUCCGGGCACCGGAGCCCUUGAACUGGACAGGAUCCUGGGAUGCCACCAAGCCACGGGCCAGCUGCUGGCAGCCAGGCCUCAGAGCGGCCACGUCUCCCGGGGUCAGUGAAGACUGCCUAUAUCUCAACGUGUUUGUCCCUCAGACCGUGGCCCCCAAUGCGUCCGUGCUGGUGUUCUUCCACAACGCCGCGGAGGGCAGGCCGAGCAGAGGACGGCUGGCCGUGGACGGCUCCUUCCUGGCUGCUGUUGGCAACCUCAUCGUGGUCACUGCCAGCUACCGAGUGGGCGUCUUUGGCUUCCUGAGUUCCGGGUCCGGCGAGGUGAGUGGCAACUGGGGGCUGCUGGACCAGGUGGCGGCUCUGACCUGGGUGCAGACCCACAUCAGAGUGUUUGGUGGGGACCCUCGGCGAGUGACCCUGGCAGCAGACCGUGGCGGAGCCGAAGUGGCCAGCAUCCACCUUCUAACUACCAGGACCACCAACUCCAGACUCUUCCGGAGAGCGGUGCUGAUGGGCGGCUCCGCAUUCUCCCCUGCCGCUGUCAUCAGGCCGGAGAGGGCUCAGCAGCAGGCAGCUGCUUUGGCAAAGGAGGUCGGCUGCCCCCCCUCACCCAUCCAAGAGAUGGUGUCCUGCCUCCGCCAGGAGCCUGCCAACAUUCUCAACGACGCCCAGACCAAGCUCCUGGCUGUGAGUGGUCCUUUCCACUACUGGGGUCCUGUGGUCGACGGCCAGCACCUCCGAGAGGCUCCAGCCAGAGCGCUGCAGAGGCCUCCGCGGGCAAAGGCGGAUCUGCUCAUCGGGAGCUCUCAGGACGACGGGCUUAUAAACAGGGCCAAGGCCGUGAAGCAAUUUGAGGAAAGUCAAGGCCGGACCAGCAGCAAAACGGCCUUCUACCAGGCGCUGCAGAAUUCUCUGGGCGGUGAGGCGGCGGCCGCAGGCGUGCAGGCCGCGGCGACGUGGUACUACGGCCUGGAGCACUCCGCGGACGACUACGCCUCCUUCUCCCGCGCCCUGGAGGCGGCCGCGCGGGACUACUUUAUCAUCUGCCCCGUGAUCGACAUGGCCAGCCACUGGGCCAGGAAGGCCUGGGGAAACGUCUUCAUGUACCACGCUCCUGAAAGCUAUGGCCACAGCAGCCUGGAGUUCCUGGCAGACGUUCAACAUGCCUUCGGGCUCCCCUUCCACCCUGCCUACGAGGGGCAGUUCACUCUGGAGGAGAAAAGCCUGUCACUGAAAAUCAUGCAGUAUUUUUCCAACUUCGUGCGAUCGGGGAAUCCCAACUACCCUCAUGAGUUCUCCAGGAAGGCGCCUGAGUUUGCUGUCCCCUGGCCUGACUUCAUCCCCCGAGAUGGCGGAGAGACCUACAAGGAGCUCAGUGCCCUGCUCCCCAAUCGGCAGGGCCUGAAAAAGGCCGACUGCUCUUUCUGGUCCAAGUACAUCCGGUCUCUGAGGGCCUCGGCAGAUGAAGCCGAGGAAGAGCCGUCAGCAGGGAGUGAAGAGGAGGACCAGCCGGCUGGCUCUGGGCUGACAGAAGGCCUCCUGGGUCUCCCAGAGUUAGGCUCCAAGAGCUACAGCAAGUGACUGGCCCCUGAGAUCGCCCACCCACCCUGCCAGCCCCACCCCAGGGGGCCACCCUGGUACCUUAUUUUCCAACACAACCCUAACUUUCAAUAAAGUGUCUACAAGCAGAGA
This is a messenger RNA of Vicugna pacos (alpaca), 8423 nucleotides long. RefSeq names its product thyroglobulin (gene TG). Gene Ontology annotation, biological process: thyroid hormone generation. NCBI's taxonomy places the organism in Eukaryota, Metazoa, Chordata, Mammalia, Artiodactyla, Camelidae. The record is from RefSeq and is a predicted model, not a curated record.